Molecule: messenger RNA, 897 nt
Organism: Diaporthe amygdali
Lineage: Eukaryota; Fungi; Ascomycota; Sordariomycetes; Diaporthales; Diaporthaceae
Exons: 1
Coding region: 1-897 (298 amino acids)
Source: RefSeq, a predicted model, not a curated record
AUGGCGAGCCUCCCCUCGCAGCACCCCUCCCUGGCCCUACACAUGACGGACCGGGCCACCACUCCCCUGAUAUCGUCUUCCUCCUCCUCCUCCUCCUCCUCCUCACAAACCCAGGCACAACAACAACAACAACAACACCAACCACCACGCCAAAAACAAACGAAACGCCCCACAACCUUCUCGACCUCCCCGCCCUCGACGCCCUCCUCGCCCACCUCCACCACCACCUCCUCCUCCCCCUCCACAGUCGACGAGCCCCCCUCGCCCGCCUCGCAGCAGGCCUCGGCCCUGACGAGCCUGUCGGCGACGGCCCUGCUCUCCUACGACGCCGCCAAGCGCCUCGACCGCGGCGCCCCGCUGCGCACAAUGGUCGAGUACGCCGACGGCGGGCCCGUCGUCCUGCACAGCUACAUGUGCCCCAUGGGGCUGGCGCUGGGCGUGCCGGGCCGGAACCUGAGCUCCGCGAGCCUGCACACGGCGGCGGGCGCGGCGGGGGGCUCGGCGGCGGGGUCCGUCAACGGCGGGGACGACGAUGACGACGGGGGAGGACGGGGCUCAGAGGCGACGGCGGCUUCCAGGGCAGGGAGUGGUGGUGCCGGGCGGGAGGGCAGCAGCGAGCAGCACAGGAGCAGGUCGACGGGGAGGGGGACGGGGACGGCGGCGACGCCCACGCGGCCGCUCUCGUUCGCGCUGGACCCGGCGGCGGCGGGCGGAGGCGACGACGAGGGCAUCGACCCGAGCGACCCGCCCAUGCUGACCAGCACCGUCGUGGCGCCGCGGGCCGAGGACCUGCGCGAGGCGAGGAGGGCGACCGCGAGGCUGGAGAGGGUCGCCAGGGUGUUCCAGUCGGAAUGGAUCGCCACGGGCCGUGGCGGCGGAGCGGGGAACUUGCGGUAA